UCGGUCUCUUACAUGUUGCUUUGUGUUCUGAAUUUCGAUUGAUUCAAAAAGAGCUGUAUAGAGAAAUGCGUUAAAAUUUUGAUGUAAUCCUGGAUGUUAUAGUUUUCUAACAAUCAGUAGUUUUUUUUUUUUUUUUUUGAAACUAUAGUAUAAGUAGUUGGCCGUCAGCUGGGUUAUGAUAUUCCGAAAGAUAGUGAAAUGUAAUGUUUUCAGAUUUGUUAUUUGUUGUAUUAGGAAUUUUUACAUGUAUAUUGAUCGAUAAUUUUAAUACAUUUAUCGCAUUGAUAACAUGUUCUUUCAUAGUGUAUUAUUUUUCACAUGUUUUGAGCAGGAACCAAUUUGUUGUCUUUCUUAUCGCCAAAAUAUGGGGAGGAAUUUUUUAUUGUUACCUAAUAGGAAAAAAGAUGUAUACUUUCUUCAAGUAUAUAUUCUUCUCCGAGAAAGUAUCUAUGAGAACUUCUGAGCAUUUAAAUGUUCAGCACUGUGGAGAAUUCGCGAACUUAGAGACUGAAAUUAAUGUCAUAGUAUCCAAGAUAUCGCAGUAUUAUAUACAUUCCUGGUAUAAUAAAAUCACUGACAGCGAAGAAUUUGUGUCAUAUCUUAAUACUAAUAUAAAGGAGUCGCUUUUGAAUCUGUGUUAUAGUAUUUCAAGUAUAGAGAAAAAGAGAUUGUCCUAUGUAAUUCUAGAACUUUACCUUCAUUUUUUCUCUCAUUUUCUUGAUACAAAGAAGAAGUCCGAGCAAUUUAAACUGGAGAAUUUUGAGAUGAAACACUGGGCUGCCAAAGACAUUUUAACUGAGUGGUGUUACUUACAGAGUUUAGUUAGUACUUUAUUGGAUUGUUUUGGUCCAGCUGCUUAUGAUAAUUCCUUUCAUAGUAAAUGUCGACCUUUAUUACAUGCUGUUGUGAUUGAAAUUUUAACUGAAAAUGUAAUGUUUCCUCUUGUAAAUGUUCUUUCUGAUUCAUCACGUCUAAAUAGCUGGAUCUUAAAAUUAGUUACAAACUAUACAGAAAUAAGUGGAGGUUCUGAUGUAGAUGAGUUACGUUUAAAAGAUAGUGCUCUUUAUUCUAAAGAGUAUGCUAAUAUAAAGCCUGAAAUUUUAUUGUCAUCAGAAGAUUCAUCUGCAAGAAGGUUAAGUGAAACAAGUGAUGAAUUUAUCACCCAAGACAUGUUACCUGUUCCUUUUGAAAAUCAAGCUGUUUGUGAUAGAGGCCAAAUUCAUUAUAUUGAUAAAGAAGCCCUUAAUAGAAAAUUUAGUGAUCGAACUCAGUCUGAUAGUUUUCCUUGUUUUGUAUCAUCAGGGAAAAAGUCAUCAAGUAACAUUAAUUUAGUAGAUAAUGAAUUUUUGAAUGCUGCAGUUUUAAGUUGUGGAGAUUCUCCAGCUGUUUCCUCCCUUUCUACAAUUAAGAGGUCAAGAAGUGCAGAUUAUAUUCGUCAAAUGCCACAGUUAAGAGCUUUAAAUGUAAAAGACUACAACAUUGUUUUACAAAGUGAAAAUAAUAAAAUGUUGGUUGCGCUCAAGUCAGAUUCAAAUUCUAGUAAUGUAAAUUUUAGUAAUAUAGAGCAAGCAGAAGAAGCUGUGGAGAUUGAAGUACCUACAUUAUUCACUGAUGUAAAAAUUACUGAUACCCUACAACAAAGUGAAGCUGGAUUAGUUCCAUAUACACUGUACUGUAUUCAGUAUUCUGGCAUUUUCCAUGAUACUGGAAACUCAUCAGAAACGCCGCAAUUUGUAAAGCAUGUAGUGAGUAUCAAAAGGCGCUUUAGAGAAUUUCUAGCUCUGCAGUCUCGAUUAGAAGAUAACCCCUCAUUGAAAAGUUAUUUGAAAGGAAUAAAAGGACCAAGUAAAUGGUUAGCAUUACCAUUUUCAAACUUGGAUAAAAAGAAUAUUACAGAAAGAAAGUCGUUUUUAGAAAGCUACUUGAAAGAACUUUGCAGUCAAGGCCCAAUUGCUCAGAGUUCCGAGCUUCAAGAAUUUUUAGCUUAUGGUGGUGAUGCUAGAAUAGCUUUUGCUAAAAAAGCAACUGAUAUUGGUGUUCCUAGAAUUGAUAAGAUGCUUGUUCGUGGUGUGAAGGGUGCGAUUGAUAUGUUUAGAACUGCAUUACCAAAUUCUCCAGUUGACAUUAUCUGUGGAGAAGAAACUGGAACUCCAUCAAUGAAAUCCACAUUUGAAGAUGCAAGUCCUGACCAUAGAUUUCAAGAGCAUUUGCUUGAUUACUCUAGUCGUGAGCCAGAAAUUAAGGAACAUGUAAGGAAUUAUUUCAAAAAUUUUCUUGAAAAUCCUUCAUCAGAGUCUUUGCAUGAAGCUUGGAAAACAGAGGAUAUUCCUAGGAAGUCUUCCUUAUUAAGGCAUACCUGUAGUUUAAAAAUUGAAGAUAGUUGUCAGUGUUCCAGAUUAUUCACCUUGAAUGAUGAUUAUUAUCUCAAAGAAGAAAAUCUUUUUGGAAAUGUCAUCAUUGAAAUAGUUAUUGAGACACUUAAAUUUAAUGAGAUGAAUUAUGAUCGUCUGUUUUCUCUAAUGAAGUUAUGUGCAUCAUACAUUGAUAGGUGUUUUGUAAAUAAACUGGACAGCAUUUCUGAUGAAACUUUUACAACUUUGUUACAUUUACUUCAUAAAGCUUUGUGGUCUGAUGAAAAGCCUUUAGAAGAGCCGAAGUCAAAUGCAGAUCCUGCUGUAACAGUGGAAAAAAUUAUGGAGAAUUUAGAAGGUAAACCAUACAUAACAGUGCAUUAGCCCAAACUUCAGUAUAAUGACCUAUAAGUCCUGAUGGAUGUUUUAUUAGCUUAAUUUUUCUGUCUGCAUAUAGGGACCCAUCAGUCAGCCAAUAUUUAUAGUGACCUUGAAUGUUGUUUUGUGUGAAAUCCACAAACAAGUAAAUUCUGUUUUACCAUGAGUACAAUGUAAAUAUCAUUUUGAAAUUUAACUUUAUUUGGAAGUUAAUCGUAGAGACUAUAAUAAUCAUCUUUUAUUCCCUCUUGAGCUUAUUAAUAGCACUUAAAUAUUUGGUUCUGCUGCAUAGUCUUUGUAUAAUGCGUGGAAUUUCUUUAAGCUGAAAAGAU
Molecule: messenger RNA, 3061 nt
Organism: Stegodyphus dumicola
Lineage: Eukaryota; Metazoa; Arthropoda; Arachnida; Araneae; Eresidae
Cellular component (GO): intracellular membrane-bounded organelle
Molecular function (GO): phosphatidylinositol binding
Source: RefSeq, a predicted model, not a curated record